UUCACCAAUAAUAUUUACUUUGUUGGAAAAUAUCUUCCUUCCUUUUCUUCUCUCACCGAAUUCUCAGUAAAAAUCUUAUUCGUUUCCUUAGCUUCCGUAAAAAUCUGAUCUUUCUUUUUAGCUUUGAUUUCUCGCAUACUUGUGUUGGUGUCCCUUUUUCCAAUUUCCUUUUCUUAUUCUGCGUUCCUUCACUUUUUUCGACAAUAAUUGUCACCAUUAAAAAGUUCUCAACUUUGCCUCUCUCACACACGCACACACUUGACAGACUGAAGAAAUUGUGAAAUUUUCUAGACUAGUUCUGUAACAACCCUCUGACACGAUUACUGUGUGAUCAUCUUAGUUUUAUAACCCUCAACUCAACUCAGCAAUGGAGAUGGAAGAAGAGAAGAGAGUGGCCAAACCCUUGAAGAGAAGGCCAGAGGCUUUGGAUUCUGCACUGCCUGAGGCCGACCAGAUGGAUACAGAUCGUGUAUCGAUUCCCAGAGAGUAUCAACUGAAGGUGUAUGAGGUGGCAAUGAAAAGGAACACUAUAGCAAUGUUGGAGACUGGGGCUGGGAAAACUAUGAUAGCCAUUAUGAUGGUCAAGGAAAUUGGUAGAUCUUUGAAGAACAAAGAUGGUGGCAAAAAGCUGAUUGCUUUCUUGGCUCCCACUGUUCAUCUUGUUCACCAGCAAUUUAAGGAGAUACAAUCACACACAGAUCUUCUUGUGAAGGAAUAUUAUGGUGCCCUAGGAGUUGAUGAUUGGAAUGCCGAAAUUUGGGAGAAGGAGAUCAACAACCACGAUGUGUUGGUCAUGACUCCGCAAAUCUUAUUGGACGCUUUGAGGAAAGCAUAUAUAAGUUUUAAAGUAUUUGGUUUCAUUGUCCUAGAUGAAUGCCACCGAGCCAGUGGUAACCAUCCUUAUGCAAAAAUAAUGGAGGAAUUUUAUCACAGAUCUUCGGUAAGACCGAAGAUUUUUGGGAUGACUGCUUCUCCCGUAAUUAGAAAAGGUGCCUCAUCCAUUAAAGACUCAAAUCAACAAAUAGGGCAGCUUGAAAGUUUGUUAGAUUCCCAGGUUUAUACAUUGGAGGAAAGAGUAGAAAUUGAGGAAUAUAUUCCCUCGGCCAAGCCAAUGUGCAGAUUUUAUGAUCCGUUACCUGUCAACUUUGAAAUCAAAGAUAAAAUAGAAUCUGCAUUGUCUAAGUUCAAUGCGGUUUUGCUUGGAGUAAAAGAGUCCCUGCCAAGUCAGGACACAGAAAUGGCCAACAGAUGCAAGUUGUUGCAGGAUAGAAUGGCCAGCGAUCAUUCAAAAAUUGUGUUUUGCUUUGAAAAUCUUGGGCUGCUAUGCGCUUAUGAGGCUGUUAAAGUAUGCAUGGAAAGUGCUCCUAAGGUUCAAGAAGAAUGUGAGGUUUUUAAGGAAGGCGUCAUGCAAUAUGAAAAGUUUCUUCAGGAGGUUCUUUCAAUAAUCGAAGGAGCUCUAGAUGAGUUUUUGAAGGUUCAUCUUACAUGGAAUGCAAAUGAGCAUAAGAAUCUUCUAAAUGUGAAUGGUGGAUCAGGUUCACUAGCUACAGGCCAAAUAUCUCCGAAGCUAGUCGAGCUACUUGAAAUUUUUAGAUCGUUCGGGAAAGAUACAGAGCUUCUGUGUAUCAUAUUUGUUGAAAGAAUAAUUGCUGCUAAAGUAAUCGAAAGAGUGAUGAAGAAAAUAGACAAUUUAUCUCAUUUCAAUUUUUCAUAUUUGACGGGAAGUAAGUCUGGUGUCGGCGGUCUUUCAUCUAAAGCACAGUUGGAUAUUCUGGAAUCAUUUCGUAAUGGGAGGGUAAAUCUUCUAUUUUCCACUGAUGUGCUUGAGGAGGGAAUUGAUGUAGCCAAAUGUUCCUGGGUGAUUCGCUUUGAUCUACCAAAGACUGUUCGUAGUUAUAUUCAAUCACGGGGGAGAGCUCGCCACAAGGAUUCUCAUUACAUCACCAUGCUCGAGAGAGGAAAUGCCAAGCAGAUAGAUCAUAUGCUUUUCAUUACUAGAAGUGAAACAUCAAUGAUACAUACAGCCGUGAAUCGAGACCCCGGUGAUUCUCCAGUUAAAGCUUGCAAUACAAACAAAGUAGUUUCAUAUGUUGUAGAAUCGUCUGGAGCAUCAGUUACAUCAGAUUCCAGCAUCAGCCUCCUACAUAGAUACUGUCAAAACCUACCUCUAGACAAAUCCUUCUCUCCAAAGCCAAACUUUGAAAUCUCGACAGAGGGAAAUCUGUAUCGAUGCAAGAUGACUCUACCUCCCAAUGCAUCUUUCCAAACUAUAAUCGGACCUGCAGCACGCAGUCCUAAUGUAUCUAAGCAGCUUGUUUGCUUGGAUGCGUGUAAGAAGUUGCAUUUGAUGGGCGCUCUUGAUGAUCGUUUACUUCCUUCAAAGCAAGGGUCCGCACAGAAGGAUUCCACCUUGAAAGGCAACACAAAACUGAAAAAAGUCAAAGCAGUAACCGGGUCCGCUCAGAAGGAUUCCACCUUGAAAGGCGACACAAAACUGACAAAAGUCAAAGCAGUAACCUCAGGGCCAGGGACAACAAAGAGAAAGGAAUUACACGGUUCAAUUCGCACCCGCAUUUUAUCAGGAACUUGGGGAGAUAAACUUGGUGAUGUCAUUUUUCAUGCAUACAAAAUUGACUUUGCUUGUAAUAUUGCGGAACAAAAAUAUUCCAGUUUUGUACUUUUGAUGGAGAGCAAGCUAGCCGAUGAUGUGGCAAACAUUGAAGUGGAUUUGUACUUGCUAUCUAAAUUUGUUAAGGUUUCCGUUUCUUCCUGCGGCCAAAUGCAUCUCGAUGGACAACAGGUCGAGAAAGCUAAAUGUUUCCAACAACUAAUUUUCAACGGUUUAUUCGGGAAGUUGUUUGUCAAAUCAUCGGGAAAAAGAAAAUUCAUAUUUGGCACGGAGGCAUUGCCGUGGGAUCCAUCACAUAUGUAUUUACUUUUGCCUUUGGAGUCGGAGGAUAUAGCUACUGAGCUACCAGUGAUCAGCUGGUCAGGAAUUGAUUCCGCUGUUACAACUGUAGAGUUUUUAAAAAGUAAUGCUCUGUUGAAUCUUCAGCAACCUGCAACAGUUGAUGAAGAUACGUCAAUUCAUAUGCACGAUCUAGAUGAGACUAAACUCAGUAGUGAUAUCAUUCACUUGGCCGACAGAUCUGCAACUGUAGAUGGAAUCAAAGAAAUGGUGGUUGUAGCCAUUCAUACCGGCAGAAUUUAUUCGAUUGUGGACAUUGUUAAUGGUACAUCAGGUUCCACCCCUUUUGAAGGAGAAUGCGAUGAAAGUUAUUCAUCCUUUGCUAAUUAUUACUACAAAAAGUAUGGUAUUGUUCUAAAGCAUCCACAGCAGCCUUUGUUGCUUCUGAAGCAAAGCCAUAAUUUACAUAAUCUUCUUGUGGACUUCCGAAAUGAAGGUGAUUCACUAGAGAAAGAUGCAGGCGGCAAAGUGACUGUCGAGAAAAAGCCUCAACAACGUGCUCAAAUCCCUCCAGAACUUGUAGUUGGCACCGAUAUCACUACAUAUAUCUUGAAGUCAUUUUAUUUGCUACCGUCAGUAAUGCAGCGGCUGGAAACGCUAAUGUUGGCCAGCCAGCUCAGGGAAGAAAUUUCUCUACAUGCAGGCCAUUCCAGUAUCUCAAGCUCGUUGAUUCUGGAAGCUAUCACUACGCAAAGAUGUAACGAGAGUUUCUCCAUGGAGCGACUAGAGUUGCUUGGCGACUCGUUCUUAAAGUAUGCCGUUAGCUGCCACCUCUUCCUUAAGUAUCCGGAGAUGUGUGAAGGACAAUUGACUUCACAUCGUACUCGGAUCAUUUCCAACUCGGCUCUCCAUAAAUUUGGAACAGAUCGCAAGCUGCAGGAAUAUGUACGGGACUGCCCAUUUGAGCCACGCCGUUGGACUGCUCCAGGACAAAGUUCAAUAUGGCCUUCUCCAUGUGAGCAUCAGUUGGAUACGAGGGAAGUGCCUCUCGUUGACAGAUUUUUUAGUGAAAACACCAACGUAAAGCUUGGAAAGACUUGUGAUAAAGGUCAUCGUUGGAUUGUUUCAAAGACCAUAUCUGACUGCGUUGAAGCUCUUAUUGGGGCAUACUAUGAAGGAGGUGGUUUGACAGCUGCAAUUAGUUUGAUGAAGUGGCUUGGCAUAGAGGUCGACUCUGAACAUUUUUUGGUAGACGAUGCUAUCAGAACUGCAUCUCUCUAUAGUUAUGCUCCAAAAGCUGAGGAUAUCAGUAUUCUAGAGUCGAAGCUUGGGUAUAACUUCUCCACAAAAGGAUUAUUGCUGGAAGCAAUAACACAUGCUGCAGGAUCUGAAAAAGGUGCUGGCUAUUCUUAUGAGCGCCUCGAGUUUCUUGGUGAUGCCGUGCUUGACAUACUUGUCACACGUCAUCUUUAUAUGAACCAUAGAGAAGUCGACCCCGGGCUGCUGACAGACAUGCGUUCUGCAUCCGUGAAUAACGACAACUUUGCCCUGGCUGCUGUGAGACAGAACCUUCAUCCGCACCUUCAGCACGUCUCAUCGUCUCUAGAGAGCCAAAUUUCAACAUUUGUGAAUCUUGUAUCUAGCAUGAGCACCUCAGCAUUAACACCAGAUAUCAAAGGUCCUAAGGUGCUCGGGGACUUGGUGGAAGGUAUAGCUGGUGCAGUGCUCAUUGAUUCUAAACUCAAUCUUGAUGAAGUUUGGAGAGUCUUUAAACCUAUACUAUCUCCUCUUGUGACUCCUGAGAAACUUGAGCUGCAACCCUCACGCGAACUGACUGAGCUGUGCGACUCUCUUGGUUACUUCAUCAAACAACAUUAUGUGAUGAAAGGUGAUGUUGUGCAUGCAGAACUGAAGUUGCAGCUCGAAAGCGUGCUCUUAAAUGGCAAUGGCGUUGGACCUAACUCGAAAGCUGCAAAGGGAAUGGCAGCUCUUCAGUUAUUGAAGAAAUUAGAGUCGAGAGGAAUAAAAUCUUCCAAGCGGCCAAAGCACGACUCCGAUGCAGAAGCCCCAUCAUUUGCAGUGUCGGAUGAUGGCAUUCACUGCAAGCAGCUGAGUGAAACCUCUGGAUCAGUCCCCAAAAGGCAAAAGAUAGUUCAAUCGCAGCAAGAGAGCAUCGUAGAUUCAUCCAGCACAGAGUGCUCGUCUCAGAUGGUGGACAUUCCAGUGAUUCCGCCGAUCGAGAUGAAGAAAGGGGGGCCACGGACCUCACUCCACACCCUAUGCAUGAGACUGCAGUGGCCAGCGCCUAGUUUCCAGACGACGGAGGAAAAAUCAAGAAUGGCCUUCACAUUUGGUGACACGACGAGCUUCUGCAGUUUCGAGUCACAGAUCAGCUUGACCAUACCCAAUUCAGGCAAACUGGAGCUCAUGGGAGAGGCCAGAGGUGAUAAGAAGAGCUCGUACGACUCUGCUGCACUCCUGAUGCUGUAUGAACUCGAGAGACUGGGGAUGAUCAGAAUAGGCGAAUGACCGGUGAGACGAGCAACAAGGCGAAUUGACGGUACCAUCGGAAAUAAGGGUAGUGCAAGGAAAUACUUUUUUGAUCAUUUCAGACCUUGAUGUGAUAACAGAUUCAUCAUGUAAAUGUUAAUGCAGUACUGGCACAUGUAUAUAUAUUUUUAACCGGCAAAUUCGGUAAAUGUAUAUAUAUUUUUAACUUGAA
Messenger RNA from Salvia miltiorrhiza (redroot sage), 5630 nucleotides. RefSeq names its product endoribonuclease Dicer homolog 3a-like. The transcript has 25 exons. NCBI's taxonomy places the organism in Eukaryota, Viridiplantae, Streptophyta, Magnoliopsida, Lamiales, Lamiaceae. Gene Ontology annotation, biological process: siRNA processing. Gene Ontology annotation, cellular component: cytoplasm; nucleus. Bases 368 to 5437 code for a protein of 1689 amino acids. Gene Ontology annotation, molecular function: RNA binding; ATP binding; ribonuclease III activity. The record is from RefSeq and is a predicted model, not a curated record.